ACAAAAAUGACCGGAGAUGUACAGACCCGAUAGAUAUACUUCGACUGUUUGAGUGGAGAACCACACACUGUACCCGCAAAGGCGCAAAUGUCUCAACUAUCGAACCUCUAUCUCUUCGCCUACAAUUCUAUUCAGGCCCUUGGAUGGGCAAUUUCCAUAUCAAGAAUCUUGAGCAACUUCGUGUCCACCAAAUCGUUCAGUGGCGCUUACGCCUCCGCCGGAGAAUUAAUCUGUUUGUUACAAACUGUUGCAUUCGUGGAAGUUGUCCAUGGAGCAAUAGGUAUUGUCCCUAGUGGAGUGUUGCUUCCUCUAAUGCAAUGGGGAGGGCGGGUUCAUUUUCUGUUGGCAAUUGUUCGACGCAUCAAUGAGGUACAGGAGCUACCAUCAGUCUUCGUGACUUUACUCGCUUGGGGACUAAUUGAGGUCAUCAGGUAUCCACAUUAUGCCUUGAAUUGCGUGGGUAGUUCCCUAUCCUUAGUCACCUACCUUAGGUACACUGCUUUUAUUUUGUUGUAUCCAAUGGGCCUUGCUGGUGAAAUGUGGCUCAUGUACCAAGCACUUCCCUUGAUAAAGACAAAAAACCUGUAUGCAUAUUUCUUUGCUGGACUCCCAAUCACCUACUAUGAUUUUGUCAAGGUUUUGCUUGCAUGCUACCCGUUUAUGUGGCUGAAGCUUUACCUGCACUUAUUUAAGCAACGGAAGGCCAAACUGGGUAAACAGCACAAGAAAAAGAGAAACUGAAGGAUUAAAUUCUGCCGGUCUCUAAUCAAAUCUGCGGUUAGUCUGAGCAUAGCCAUUGUCCUGCUUGCAUUAAGAUCUUGCUUAUUUUUUCAAAUCUACGCCUUGAACAUAUAUCUACCACUCCGUCGUUGUUCUUGGGUGGGUACUAGCAGUUCAUAAUCCCUGGCUGGUUGUAAGAUUUUUGAGUUAGCGAAUACUAGGAAGGGAAGUAUUGGAUGAUGAAGACUGCAGAUGAUAGUUGAUUCAGCUAGUGACUCUGCCUCACUGCAGCUACAUGUAGGCAAUGGUUUUGUUUAUGUUAGACAGUGAUUUUGUUUAUGUUAUGUACCUAAUGCGCUGAUGGUCCCAUUUCAGACUUCGAA
Rhododendron vialii is the source of this 1103-nucleotide messenger RNA. RefSeq lists its product as uncharacterized. The transcript is spliced from 9 exons. The record is from RefSeq and is a predicted model, not a curated record. Gene Ontology annotation, biological process: sphingolipid biosynthetic process; very long-chain fatty acid biosynthetic process; fatty acid elongation. Gene Ontology annotation, molecular function: 3-hydroxyacyl-CoA dehydratase activity. Bases 88 to 741 code for a protein of 217 amino acids. NCBI's taxonomy places the organism in Eukaryota, Viridiplantae, Streptophyta, Magnoliopsida, Ericales, Ericaceae. Gene Ontology annotation, cellular component: endoplasmic reticulum membrane.